AAAAUUGGCUGUUUUAAUGUAAUGCAUAACUUGUUUCUGUUGUUUUAGUAAAAUUUGAAAAUUCUUUUGUUCCAGUUUUAAUUUAUAAAAAAUGGGUAAAAUAUCAGAGUUCACUAUUCUUUUGAGUGGCCACAGACAGGUGUUUUAUCCUGGUGAGAAGUUGGCAGGGUCAGUGAUAUUAAACUUGUGGCAUCCAAUGGAUAUGAGGGGAUUACGCAUUGAACUCCAAGGUAAAAGCCAUUGUCAUUGGACUGAAGAGCAUGGAACUGGUGACAACAAAAAGACCGAACAUUACAGCGGCAGUGAAAAGAUAUUUGAGUAUGUGACCUGCUUAUAUGGGAACCUGCCGACAGCUACGACGAUGAAGCUGAGUCAUCCACCUGGAAGAUAUGAAUACCAAUUCAUGUUCACACUACCACAGACACUGCCCAGCUCGUUUGAAGGAAGCCAUGGUCAUAUUCGAUAUGAAUUAAAAGCACAGAUUGACAAGCCGUGGAAAUUCGACCAUAAAGUUAAGCGACCUAUAAUUAUUAACGAAAUCAUCGACCCGAAUUUACCACAUUUCGGUAAAGGACCAGGUGGCGACGCUCACAAAGAAGUUGGACUCUUGUGCUGUGCAGCAGGACCACUUGAUUUGAUAGCAAGCAUUGACCGAGCUGCAUACUGUCCUGGCGAGAUUGCGUUGAUUAACGCAGAAGUUCAGAAUCAUACGUCAAGAAAUAUGAAAGCGUUGAAAGCUAAACUGGUGCAGGAAAUACAGUACCACGCGACGAGAAAGGUGAAGCAAGAGUACAAAACCAUCUCAAAGGUCGUGGGACCCCCCAUCCCUAAAGGAGAAUUUGCGAAUUGGACGAACGAACCGUUUGGUAUUCCCGCUACUCCACCCACCAUCACAACUUCCAAGAUCAUCACGUUGGUGUAUUAUCUAGUUGUAGAGGUGGAUGUGCCAUGGGGUGUUGAUCUCAGUGUGAAGAUGCCCAUCACGAUGGGAACCGUGCCGUUUCGACACUCGUAUGGUAAUCCGCUACCUGGAAACGUGCAGGUUCCUAGUUUUACACCUUCUUCGUUUGUCCCUCCUCCCUCCAGUGUGUUCGGAUAUCCUGACAUGGCCCCGCCUUCAUACGCUGCUGCCGUUGGUAUAAGUGAAUCAAGCAUUGCAGACGACGAUGAUGUGCAUACGAUGGGAAAUCUUCGAUAUAUGCCUGUGUACACAUUCGCUCAGCCAUUUAAGUUUGACGCAUCAAACAAUCCUGCCGUGCAACCACCAGCACAACCACCGUACGUUUCAAGUCAACCGCCUUAUCCACCUAAUCCGUCUGGUGCGCCGUCAUAUGCACCCAACCAGCCAGGUGCGCCGCCAUAUGCACCCAACCAGCCAGGUGCGCCGCCAUAUGCACCCAACCAGCCAGGUGCGCCACCAUACCCAACGGGCCAUCCUCCAUAUCCAAUGAACCAACCGCCUACAGCACCUUAUCCGAUGACAUGAACAAGCACAGCUGACGCUCCUUUAUAGCAUUAAAGUAUUGAGAACUUGCUUGAAAUCGUAUAAUUUUUUUUCGUAUAAACUGAUUUUAGUGUUUGUUUUAACGAAGUAGUAAGAGCAACCAGAGUGUCGGAUAUUCGACACUCUCUCAUUUAGUUUUCUUGGGUUCGGUCAAAUAUGAUCAAUCGCGAUUUUUAAAUAGACUAUAAUUUAAGAGAAAAAAUAUCUUUUAUUAAUUUUUGAAAUCGAAUACAUAUAAAGAAUAUAUAUAAAGAAUUAAUUUUGUAUCAUAUAUUUUUGUUUUGUAUAAAAGAAAAUUUGCGUUAUACAAUGUUUGGGAUUAUAUAAAAGUAUUCUCCAA
This is a messenger RNA of Hydractinia symbiolongicarpus, 1844 nucleotides long. RefSeq names its product arrestin domain-containing protein 2-like. Gene Ontology annotation, biological process: protein transport. The transcript is spliced from 7 exons. Bases 92 to 1486 code for a protein of 464 amino acids. The record is from RefSeq and is a predicted model, not a curated record. Gene Ontology annotation, cellular component: cytoplasm. NCBI's taxonomy places the organism in Eukaryota, Metazoa, Cnidaria, Hydrozoa, Anthoathecata, Hydractiniidae.